Messenger RNA from Pectinophora gossypiella (pink bollworm), 2712 nucleotides. Its product is annotated as glycine N-acyltransferase-like protein 3. Bases 365 to 1222 code for a protein of 285 amino acids. The transcript has 4 exons. Gene Ontology annotation, cellular component: mitochondrion. The record is from RefSeq and is a predicted model, not a curated record. Lineage: Eukaryota; Metazoa; Arthropoda; Insecta; Lepidoptera; Gelechiidae. Gene Ontology annotation, molecular function: glycine N-acyltransferase activity.
UUGGGGUGAUUCAUCUAAUUAUUCUGAGUUAAUAUCAAAUGGAAGUUUCCAUCGCAAAAGUAUAGAAUUGAAAAUCUUGUGCGGCGGAAAAUUCCACUUGGUACUAACUCAGAAACAUAGCUUGAAUCAUCUCCCUCAGUAUUCGUUACGAUGUCACUAACACCCUGUACAAUACACUCAUGCACAAUAGAUAGUUUGUUCUGUUGUUUAUAAAACUGGCAUUUGAUUUCGUAAACAUCACUUACUGAAUCUUGUCUAAUAUCAUUUUGUUAUCUACACACUGGAUAAUAUAUCAGCAUUUUGACAGGAUACUUCUACUAACGUCUUGCUCACGUAUUCAGGUAAAGUCUGGGCAAUUUUCAACAUGGAACCUCUAGUAGAAAUCCCAAGAGAGUCAUGGCCAGCGCUCGAAGCCUUAUAUGCAGACAGAUGGCCAGACGGGGCUGUGGCUUAUUGCAUUUUAAACAUGCAUCUCAUAAAACCCAAUCUCAAAGACGCCUUUGAAUUCAAAGUGUAUUGUCCAGAAGGAAAAUUACACAAUGGUAUGAUUGGAAUAUCGCUACGUCAAGAAUACUACCAAAUAAUGAUACAACCGUUAGAAGACGUUGCACAAAUACAAAACGCGCUACUCACCACGAAGCUUAUAAAUUGGAAUAGAAAUAUAAUGGUUCCAUCUGCUAAUGAUGCCACGAUUCAGUGUUUGGAGAAAAUAAAAAAUGAACUGGGAAUUAAUGUCUAUUAUGGCAAAGAUACUAUAGCCUACAAACAUAUUUUGAGAAACAAUUCGAAGAAAUUCGAUGAUAUAAUACUUCCCCCAAACACCAACAUUGGUCCUUUGAAGCCCAAACACUUAGAAAUCGUGGAUAAAACCUGGAUGUUCCACGGUGACGGGACCUGCCAGUUUUUCGAUACUCUGCUGAGGAAUGAUAUGACUUAUGUCCUGUAUUCAUCUGAAGGGGAAACCUCAGAAACACCAUUAGCCUGGGUAACCGUAGGCGAUCAUGGUUCCUUGACUCAUCUGUACUGCUUAGAAGAACAUAGAAGGAAAGGAUACUCAGAAUUGGUGACAAAAUACGCCGCAAAUGACCUUCUGGAGAAAGGUCACCAUGUUUUGGCGUACACGGUGGAUAGCAAUGAAAGAGCCCAGAAUUUGUUCAGAAAACUGGGAUUCCAAGAUGUUGGAUAUGAUUACUGGGUGGUAGUAAAUACGAAUAAAUGUUAAUACAUCAUAUCUAAUACAUGUACAAAAACGAGAAUACAUACAUACGAGAAAUAAAAACUCUCGGCUUGUCAUGGGAGUAAGCUACCGAAGCUGCAAAAAAUCACGAGGAGUGAAAAACUGUUAUUCGAGCCCCAGAUCCCAACAUGGGUCAAAAGCAUUAGAGGAAGAAGAAGACAUAAGUACAUCUUAUACUCAUGCCUAUUUCCCACCGGGAUAAGCAACGACUAUGGAAUUGCAUUUACUUCGAUCCUGACACACUUCUCUUCUUAAUAAAUCAAAAUUAUCAAUAAUGCUUCCUUUUGCAUUUACAAAUGUAUCUGUCUACUUUAAGUGCAAUAUUCUAGCGCUAUUUCCUAUAGACACCAUCUUUAAAUUGCAUCUGUCAUUUUCUUAACCGCCGAAAAAAAAGUGACGGAUGAUUGACACCUGUUUAUUUUAUAAUGUAUAAAUAAGCCGGGCCGACCAAAUAGGUAUCUAGUUACCUUAAUAACAAAAGACACAUAUUACUUAUAUUUAUAGAUUACAGUAAAGCGUUCGAUACAUUAAGACACGAUAUACUUCUAGAUAACUUAGAGGACAGUGGAGUUAGAGGCCAACUAUUGGAGUGGUGCAAAAGUUAUCUUGCAAACAGAUCUUAUAAGGUUAAGAUAGGUGACUCGCUCAGCGAUGCCGUCAAUGUUACAGAGGGUACAGCCCAGGGCUCGGUGCUAGGACCGUUGCACUAUCUGGCAUAUGUCAAUGACAUAAAUAAUAUUGUACAUAGCUGCGGAAUUUACCAAUAUGCAGACGAUACAUGUAUGGUAUCAGCUGAUUCAAAUCUCAAUGUUGCAAUGCAAAAAUUACAAGAGGAUUUUGAUAGAGUUUGUCAAUGGUCUCAUGACGCCGGUCUGGUUCUUAAUGCUGAGAAGACUAAAUUAGUGCACAUACACUCAAGCUACAAUAAAACCGCAGGCAAAGUGGAAAUCAAAGUCCACAGCCAUGAUUGCCUACACCUCAGUUCCUCUAAUAAAACAUUAUGUCAAUGUAGAACAUUACAACAAGUACCUGAACAGACAUACCUUGGCCUUGUAAUUGAUAAUAGAUUUAAUUGGAGUAAUCACAUUAAUAAGGUAUGUACUAAGUUACGGGCAAUACUGGGAAAAUUCUACAUAAUCAAAAAUAGAAUACCCUACACACUAAUGCUGACUAUGUACAAAGCUUUGGCUGAAAGCAUCAUAUCAUAUGGCCUCAGCAGCUACGGACGGACCUUUAAAUCUUACCUUGACCAAAUAUAUAGGCUACAGGUAAGAAUCUUAAAAUUAAUUACACCAAAUAACAUCAAAAAUCAAUUAAAAAGCUAUAAUGAGAUCUUUAUGUACAAUAAAAUUUUACCAGUUCAUGACAAAUUUAAAUUGAAUAUGCUCGCCGAACAGUACUUUAGAACAGAAAUACAGCAUCCAACAACACAUACUAAGAUAACACGACAAGUCACAAAUAAAAUACUAACUAAG